AUGACAGCGCCCGUCACUCUUUCCCCAUUGACCCCCUCACAGCUCGAUGAGGGUGCAUCUCGAUGCUUGGCUCUCCAGCAAUCUGGCCAAGAUAUACAUGGCAAGAGACCCUUCGCGGCCAUUCUCCUAGCCCCAGAUAACACGACGCAGCUCAUGUCAUCGCUGUCGUUGUCGCACGUUCGCCAUGCAGAAUGCGAACUCGCCCGUAAUGCUGCCGACAACUAUUCCUGGGAGUAUCUCGCCGGGUGUACCAUGAUAUCCACCUGGGAGCCAUGCGCCAUGUGCGCGGGAACCGUUUACUGGGCGCAUAUCGGUCGACUGGUGUAUCUUGCCUCGGAGAAAACACUACAAGGCUUGAUAGGAGUAGGAAACCCGGAAAAUCUCACAUUGGACCUACCUUGUCGCGACGUGUUUGUGGCCGGGCAGACUAAGGUAGAGGUCAUAGGGCCAUUGACGAGCGAGGGAUGGGAGAGACGCGUUGUCGAUGACGCCGGGCGGUACUGGUCGAAGCACGGUCAGUAG
Molecule: messenger RNA, 522 nt
Organism: Penicillium waksmanii
Lineage: Eukaryota; Fungi; Ascomycota; Eurotiomycetes; Eurotiales; Aspergillaceae
Product: nucleoside deaminase
Exons: 1
Coding region: 1-522 (173 amino acids)
Biological process (GO): purine nucleoside catabolic process
Molecular function (GO): guanosine deaminase activity
Source: RefSeq, a predicted model, not a curated record